UGUCUCUUGACGUGUAAAGUUGUGAUUAACAUUUGCUUUCAAACCAUAAUUCGCUAACAGAAGCUUUUUAAAAUUCACAAUGUCUGAACGUGAAGUUGACGUAAUAAUUUUCGGAGCUACUGGCUUCACGGGUAAAAAUACCGUUUUGAAAGCCGUUGACCUUCUCAAGGACUUUAAAUGGGGCAUUGCGGGUCGUAGUCAGGAAAAACUCGAAAAAGUUCUCGCUGAAGUAGGAAAAAAAUGUGAAACGGAUCUUUCGAAGACGCCCAUUUUCAUUGCGAAAUUAGACGAUGAUGAAUCGUUGAAAGCCAUGGCGAGUAAAUGCAAGGUUUUGAUUAACUGCGUUGGUCCGUAUCGCUUGUAUGGAGAGCCUGUAGUGAAGGCAUGUAUUGAAGCAGGUACACAUCAAGUCGAUGUCACGGGGGAACCGCAAUGGAUGGAACGCAUGGCCUUGGAAUAUAAUGAAAAGGCGAAGGAAAAGGGAAGUUUUAUUGUCUCGGCUUGCGGAUUUGAUUCGGUUCCCGCCGAUAUGGGAGUUGUCUACUUGGAGAGGCACUUUGAAGGUACCGUGAACUCUGUGGAGCAAUAUUUCCAACCGAUCACGAAGGGAGCUAAAGGCCCGACGGUUCAUUAUGGCACCUGGGCAUCUUUGGUGCAUGGCGUUACUCAUUGGAGUGAACUUGCUCCGUUGAGAAAAAAAUUGUAUCCAACUAAAUUACCGAAAUUUGAGCCCGUUUUGAAAGACAGAGGAAUCCUUCAUAAGUCAGAUCUUGUCAAUAAAUGGUGUUUACCUUUCUUGGGAGCUGAUAAGUCGGUCAUUUAUCGUUCUCAAAGAUAUUUUUAUGAAACCGAAAAGAAACGCCCAGUCCAAAUAAAGUCCUAUGUAACGAUGCCUUCGAUGCUCGGUGCCUUCGCAAUGAUGGCUUUCGGUAUUUUAAUCGGCCUCUUGACACGUUUCAGCUUCGGUCGUUACCUUCUCCUGACCUAUCCCGGCUUCUUCUCCUUCGGAACUGUCUCAAAAGAAGAUUUAGCUGAAGAAGACAUCAACAAGUGUCACUUUGUCAUGCACUUCAAAGGUCAAGGAUGGACCGAAAAGCUCGCAGAAGGCAUCGACGAAUACACUACGAAGCCCGAUAAGGACAUUUAUGUUCGCGUAAAGGCGGAAAAUAUCGGAUACGGAGCCACGUGCGUCGCCUUGGUGCUUUGUGCGAAAAUGCUGAUGACAGAAAAACCAAAAUUACCAAAAGAAUCGGGAGUUUUUACGCCAGCUGCUGUUUUCGCAAAGACUACGUUGAUCGAGCAACUCAGCAAGAAUGGCUGGACCUUCGAGGUUGUCGGUGCGAAAGAAGAAACAAAGGAGUAAUUUGUCAUUAUGCAAAUUUUUAUUUCACAAUAUCAGUUAUAAUUAUUUUUUUUUAAUAAAGUCUUAUGGAAAACA
Molecule: messenger RNA, 1438 nt
Organism: Culicoides brevitarsis
Lineage: Eukaryota; Metazoa; Arthropoda; Insecta; Diptera; Ceratopogonidae
Product: saccharopine dehydrogenase-like oxidoreductase
Exons: 3
Coding region: 80-1363 (427 amino acids)
Biological process (GO): glycolipid biosynthetic process
Cellular component (GO): mitochondrion; lipid droplet; plasma membrane
Source: RefSeq, a predicted model, not a curated record